CAAAGGGCCUCUCCUUCCCCAAUCCCCACACCACGCGUGCGGCGUGCCCAGCUCGAGCCCAGCCGGCCCCGCCUCCCGUUCUCUCCAGCGCCGCCGCCGCCUCUGCGCGCCCGAAGGAGCACCGCCACAGCCGAUCCGCUCUCCUCCGCGCCUCAUCCGGCCGUUUCUGGCGGCUCUUGGGCCUCCCUCGCCCUCCCUGACGGCCCCGAGCUCGCGCUCCAUCUCCGCCCAAGCUCGCGCCGUCUCCGCGCCUCGAGCUCGUCGUCCUCGCUUCCGUGGUCACCGCUGGGAAGCAUGAGGAGGAGGCCUGGGAUCGCUGGCUUGCAGAAUGCGGCGGCUACUCGCGACCAAUUCCGGCUGGUCGGGGAGAAUGUGGCCAAGGUGAGGACCGAUGUCAUGAAGGAGCAGCUUGCGACGUUCCGGUCACAGCUCGAGGAAUUUGCUCGCAAGCAUAAGAGUGACAUCCGUAAAAACCCAGUAUUUAGACAGCAGUUCCAUGAGAUGUGCGCAAAAGUUGGAGUAGAUCCACUGGCAUCUAAUAAAGGAGUCUGGGCAGAACUUCUAGGGAUUGGUGACUUCUACUAUGAACUUGGAGUUCAGAUAGUUGACAUAUGCAUUGCAACCAGAUCGCAUAAUGGUGGCCUGAUUGAUUUAUUGGAUCUCCGCAAACUGCUUGGUCAGAAGAGAAAAGCUACCCUUGAAUCAUUAUCUGAAGACGACUGUUUACGUGCUAUAAGCAAGCUAAAAGUCCUUGGCAGUGGUUUUGAAGUAAUUUCUGUUGGGAGGAGGAAGCUUGUGCGUUCAGUUCCUACCGAAUUAAAUAAAGACCACAGUGGGAUACUUGGGCUAGCUCAGGCUGAGGGCUAUGUCACGGUAGAACAAGUCGAAAGGGAAUUCUCAUGGUCUACUGGGCGUGCAAUUGAUGCCCUUGAAACUUUGCUGAAGGAGGGGCUUGCUAUGAUCGACGAUGGCCAUAGGGACGGCAAGCGAAGAUAUUGGUUCCCAUGCGUCACUGUCAGCUCCGACACAGCAGCUGUUGAAAAGUGAAGAAUGACUUCUUCUCCUCCUUUUUUUUUGUUGCCUCUGGCACUUGCAAUGUUGUGUGUAAAUGUUUGGUAUGGCAAUACACCUGUAUGUAUGAAUUCAGCUGUAACAUCACACUUUGAAUAUGAAAUGGUUACAGGAUUCUUAUUCAGAA
Molecule: messenger RNA, 1198 nt
Organism: Sorghum bicolor (sorghum)
Lineage: Eukaryota; Viridiplantae; Streptophyta; Magnoliopsida; Poales; Poaceae
Product: vacuolar protein sorting-associated protein 22 homolog 1
Exons: 7
Coding region: 295-1047 (250 amino acids)
Biological process (GO): protein transport to vacuole involved in ubiquitin-dependent protein catabolic process via the multivesicular body sorting pathway
Cellular component (GO): ESCRT II complex
Source: RefSeq, a predicted model, not a curated record